CGAGAAGCUGCAGGGCUAAGCAGAGUCUGUGCAGCGGCUCUCGGGAAACAGCUUGGUAGAGUUUGGACUGAGAGCAGCCGGGAAAAAAAACUCCUGCUCCUGCGAGGCUACCUGCAACCUGUUGCUCCCCACGUCGUUUGCCUCUGAAACUUUUUACCGUUCGCACCGGUAAUGGACUAUUAGAGAGACUUUUAACAGCCCCCCCCCCCUUCCACAGCAACUUAAAAGCGAGGAACUCCCCGGAGGAGCCAGAGAUGAGUUUUGCUGCCUUUUACAUACUCCCAUAUUUUAUUGUUGCAAUGAGUGAGGACAGGAAGUGAAAAAGGAGUCCUGCCACCACCACACAAGGCUGAGUGAGGCAGGGUAUCUCAUUUCAGCAAAUACACAUCAGUCAGUCAGUGGAUUAGAGCAGGAGAGAGGAAGUAGCAUUAUUGGACUGGUGGUACUUUACCUUGACAGCAGUCUAAAUUGCCACUGCCCUCACAUCACCCACAGCCUCAACAGAAGCAGCGACCAUGGGCAAACAGAACAGCAAGCUCCGUCCCGACGUCAUGCAGGACCUGAUGGAGAACACGGACUUCACCGAGCAUGAGAUCACCGAGUGGUACAAGGGCUUCUUGCGGGACUGCCCCAGCGGCGCUCUCUCCAUGGAGGAGUUCAAGAAGAUCUAUGCCAACUUCUUCCCUUACGGAGACGCCUCCAAGUUUGCCGAGCACGUCUUCCGCACGUUUGACGCCAACGGAGAUGGGACCAUAGACUUCAGGGAGUUCAUCAUCGCCCUGAGUGUGACCUCACGUGGCCGACUGGACCAGAAGCUGAAGUGGGCGUUCAGUAUGUACGACCUGGACGGGAAUGGAUACAUUAGCAAGGCAGAGAUGCUGGAGAUUGUAACGGCUAUUUACAAGAUGGUUUCCUCUGUGAUGAAGAUGCCUGAGGAUGAGUCCACGCCUGAGAAACGCACAGACAAGAUCUUCAGGCAGAUGGACUCAAAUCGAGAUGGUAAACUGUCCCUUGAGGAGUUUGUUGAGGGAGCGAAGAACGAUCCCUCCAUUGUCCGGCUGCUUCAGUGCGAUCCCAGCAGCGCUGGGCAGUAGAAUUCUGGACUUUCCCCAUCUCAUUUUGAUUAAUUUAACACAUUUUCAGAAAUCUCUCCCAGCUGACCCAUCUGAGAUUGUUGACAUCUGAUCACCUGACCUAUAGAGACACAUGCACGCACACACGCCACACACACACACACACACACACACACACACACACACACACACACACACACACACACAUUUAGCCAACAUACAACUCUACAUACUACAAAUACCAAAAGCCUGAUGCAUAUAUAAUCUUUCAGACACUCACAUGCACAUUCUGUACAUGUGCCUCUAUGCCUGGUCAGAAGCUAGAGACAACACGGGUCUCGUAUACGGUACCAAUAUAACCCAAAGGACUGAAAUCCCAUCAAAGACUUGUUAAACACUGAAUCAAAGCCGUGCUAUCUCUGUCUGAGAAGACAGCCAGCAAGGAUAAUCCAACAGAUUUCGUGAGGUACGCUGAGCCGAAUCCAAGUUUGCUGUUUCUUUUUAUUCUUUUAUUUGUUAUUUUUGAAAGCAUUGUUCCUUAUUUAAAGGGAAUUGUGCUUAUUUUGUUGCUGACUCGAGUUGUUGUGUGAUGAUGGCCGGAUCUUUACAAAAUACUGCAGUCUUACUCCAUUAACACUGGAUGAAAUGAAGUAUGUGAGUCUGGGACUACAAAUGUUCACAGCUUACAGUAUGGUUUAUAUAGACAGGAGAUCUGGGAAAUUGUGUUUUAAAAAUGAAAAAUGUUUUUUUUUUCUUUUUUUUAAAUGUAUACUUUUGGAGGAAUGUUACAUCAAACCAAAACUGACUGAGAUUUGUAAAUGAAGGGGAAUAUUUUGACAACAGAUUACAACCAUCUGUUCUUUUUGAAAGUGACUUUUUAUGCCAAGUUCUGUGUCCACACACACACACACGCACAAAUCUACACGCACACACUUAACACGAAAACACACACAUUCAUUUUACUGAUGAAUACAUGAACUGGACAUAUGCGUAUAAACCGAGCUGUGAUUCUUUUUGUUUAACUAUGGUUCAAUAAGUGUAUCAGCAAAAAAAAAAAGAAAAAAGUUAGAUGUUAAUAUGAAUAUAUAGUAUGUACUUGUAUAUUCUUUUACUCUGUGGUAACAUUGUGGCGAUUUGCUCCAAUGGAAGAAAUUCACUUAUAUAAAUUAUUGGAAUGUGAUGAUUAAUGACAUUUUAUUUUCUUUUACUUGACGAAUAUGAUAUAAAAGAAAGAUGUACAGUAUAUUCACUCAUAUUUAUGCUAGAGAGGUUAAAGAGGAGAGGACCACACUUUCAGCUUUGCAUAUCCGCUGCUACAUUUUAGUGUAUGUAGCUUCCUUUUACCUUUUUUGAGAGUUUGACCCCAAGUCUUCCCCCAUCCCUCUACUGACAUCAUAUUUCCCAGGGAGCCUGUAAACAUUGGCUUAAGUUUUUCUUGUACUGUGCAUAAAUGAUGUGUAAACAGUCUCCAAAAGUGCAACAUCUGUUCCUCAUCCGUCCCAGAUUUCAUACAACUAUCAGACAAUUUACUGUGAUAAUGGAGAUUAUUUUUAUGACUGACACACAGUAACAUAUACUCAACUAACAGAACAAAGCACUGACGUUGGUUAGCAAGUAACGGCAGCAUCCACCAGACCUCACUGUGUUUUUCAAGGGCUUACUGAAAGCUCCUUACUGCCUACAUUGUACUUCAUUCACACCUGCCUCUCCCCGCUGGUCUAUAAACAUCAUGCGAUACAGUCGUCUUCACAGGCAGAUGAAUGAGGACUGUGGGGGGGAACACUUGUGAUAAAUUAUCUGGGCUUCUGCACAUUUCAAGUAGGUGAUCUGGUACUUCAGUCCCACACUUCACUUCAGUAGCAUCUUGUGGUCAAGUGCCAAAUAUAGAUGAAUUGAAUAAAAGAAAAAAAACAGUAUUGUAUCCAUUUAUACUGUACAGUUAUUACCUGUCGAACAAAAGAACUGUAUCAUUUUGUAGAUUUUGUAUUGUUAAUGCAUUAUGUGUUAUGAGUAGAAUGUCCAUUUUGUUAUUCAAAUAAAGGCAAAAUGGGAAAAUG
Molecule: messenger RNA, 3130 nt
Organism: Dicentrarchus labrax (European seabass)
Lineage: Eukaryota; Metazoa; Chordata; Actinopteri; Moronidae
Gene: ncaldb
Product: neurocalcin delta b
Exons: 5
Coding region: 516-1094 (192 amino acids)
Biological process (GO): calcium-mediated signaling
Cellular component (GO): cytosol
Molecular function (GO): calcium ion binding; tubulin binding; actin binding
Source: RefSeq, a predicted model, not a curated record